AUGGAGCUCAGGAAGCCGACCCUCAACGAACAACGCUGCAUCACGCGCCACUCUCUGGACUUCUACCGUGGUCUAGUUGUCGCCGCGGUCUAUGAGUUCCCCGAUCAGUCUCACUCGGAGCUGAAGCCGCGCUUCGAAGCAGCAAUCCGGCAUUGCGUACUAGGCCAUCCAAUUCUCGGAGCGGUCAUUCACGACGCGGAGGAGGAGAAUUCACACUUCCGGAAGCUGGAGAGUCUGGAUCUGGACAGGCAUCUGAGGUGGCUUGAGUCGGAGGACGUGGGUGUCGAUGUCUGCAAGAAUGCAUUGUAUGCUCGAGAGGAGGAUCGGGUCGUGGAGAUGAUGGUGGAACGGGCAUUGAAUCAAAGAUUCGAAGACGUGGCGGAGGUACCGCCGUGGAGAGUCUUCGUCGUUCCGAUGAACGAGGAAAGAAGUGGGAGUUGGCUGGUCACGUUCAAUUAUUCGCAUUCGCAUGGUGAUGGGUUGAGUGGAUUGUCGUUCCACAGGUCGCUCGUCGAGGGAUUGUCGCAGACCACUGCUAUGGAGUCCUCACACCAGGGCGAUAUCCUUCCAACGAGCGUGGCCGACUUGCCGGCCCCAGCAGGACCAUUCCCAAUUUCGUGGGCAUUCCUGCUAAGUGUGUUGGUCAAUGCUUUCUUUCCGUGGCUGACAUCGUGGUGGGAAAAAUAUCCGAGAUCAUCAGUAUGGACGGGUGGUCCCAUGUUCUACGAUAAUGAUGCUGAGACGGCGACCAAGCUGUUGACCAUUGAUCAACAGACGCUGACCACGAUUCUGAGCAAUUGGAGACCACAUGAAGUGAAGCUCACGGCGCUUCUGCAUCUUGCCAUGAAUCGGGCUCUCACGACAGAGCUCAGGAAGCAUGGCAUAAGCCUGGAUCCCAUGGGUGUGAACGCAAGCUCAGUAUCGUUCCAGUAUCCCGCCAUCGAGGCGUCCUCAACGGUGACAGAAGAGGAGGUUGCGGCCGCCCAAGAGCAUACCAGAAAACUUGCAUCUGGAAGCUCAACAAGUCAGGACCAGGUCAUUGGACUUCUUUCGUAUGCCAGACCGCUGCGGAAAUGGCAUCUCGACAAGAUGGGCAAGAAGCGAGACUCGAGCUGGGAGAUCAGCAAUCUCAUGACCAUCGAUGUAGCUGCGCCUAUGAACGGGAGGCUUACCAGGGUUGUCUUUGCGCAGCCAGCAGAUGCGAGUGGCCAGGCACUUUCUCUUAACGUUGUUAGUCUGAAAGGAGGCUUGCUCGAAGUCAUGAUAAGCUGGCAAGUCGGUGCUCUUGCCCUACCUGGUCCAGUCGAAAAGAGGAAGGAGGUCGAGGUCGAUUUCAUGGAACGAGUCGCGACCGCCUUCCGACAGCAGCUUGUGUUUCUUUCGAAAGGCCCCCUGGGACGGUCAUCAUAG
Messenger RNA from Cyphellophora attinorum, 1410 nucleotides. RefSeq lists its product as uncharacterized. The record is from RefSeq and is a predicted model, not a curated record. Bases 1 to 1410 code for a protein of 469 amino acids. NCBI's taxonomy places the organism in Eukaryota, Fungi, Ascomycota, Eurotiomycetes, Chaetothyriales, Cyphellophoraceae. The transcript is spliced from 3 exons. Gene Ontology annotation, molecular function: N-acetyltransferase activity.